AUGUCGAACACAGAAGUUCAAAAUAGUGAACGCCUUCCGAUGUUAUCAGCAACUGAAGAAAACGUUAAUUCAAAUCCACCCGUUUCAGUUUCGGUAUCAAUUGAACCGGCGACGACUAUUGUCAAAAAAAGUGUUGAUUCUAAUGCUAACUCUGAGGAUAAUAAUAAUUUUACUCAACUUGUUCGACCACUAUUAGUUGAACUCAUCGGUACAACAUUGUUUGCUCUUAUUGGUUUGUGGGGUGCUUGUUCAGGUGGUGGUUUGAUCGCUAAUGCACUAUCAUUUGGUUUUGCAUUAAUGGUAUUCACAGCUUGUUUCGGUCAUAUAUCAGGUGUUCAUUUUAAUCCAGCAGUUACAAUUGGUGUUUUGAUUGCUGGUGAAAUGCAACCGGUUUUGGCUAUUCUCUACUUUGUCGUACAACUUUUAGGAGGUAUUGCUGCUGGUGGUCUUUUACGUUUAUUACUUACAACAAAGACUUAUGAAGCAUGUAAAGGUGGAGCUACAUUAUUGACAACAUAUGCUGCAUCAAAUGUAACAGGUGCUAAUGGAUUAGUUCUCUAUGCUCCUGAAGAAGUUCGCAUUUGGCAAGGAGUUAUAAUUGAAUUCAUUGUUACAUUCGUUCUUGUUACUGUCCUUAUCAUGGUUACAAUAGAUACUAAAUCAAAAACCGGCCUUGCAUCACUUGUAAUUGGUUUAACAUUAGCUGCUAAUAUUCUUGCCGCUGGUGCUUAUACUGGAGGUUCACUUAAUCCAGCUCGUUCACUUGGUCCAGCUAUCUUUGCUGGUCAAUGGCAUAAUCAUUAUGUCUACUGGAUUGGUCCACUUGUUGGAGCUGUCGUCGCUGGUCUUCUCUAUCGUACUGUUUGGGCACAUCAUGAUCGUCGUAUGUUUGUUAAACGUACAUCAGCACCAACAACAUCAUCAGCUGAAAAACAAUAA
Messenger RNA from Rotaria socialis, 939 nucleotides. NCBI's taxonomy places the organism in Eukaryota, Metazoa, Rotifera, Eurotatoria, Philodinida, Philodinidae. The record is from the annotation of a GenBank genome assembly.